Messenger RNA from Dromaius novaehollandiae (emu), 7674 nucleotides. RefSeq names its product alpha-N-acetylneuraminate alpha-2,8-sialyltransferase ST8SIA3. The transcript has 4 exons. The record is from RefSeq and is a predicted model, not a curated record. Gene Ontology annotation, molecular function: alpha-N-acetylneuraminate alpha-2,8-sialyltransferase activity. Gene Ontology annotation, biological process: oligosaccharide metabolic process; N-glycan processing. Bases 50 to 1192 code for a protein of 380 amino acids. Lineage: Eukaryota; Metazoa; Chordata; Aves; Casuariiformes; Dromaiidae.
AGCGGCCCCCGCCCGCGCACACGCGCAGCGCGGCGGCCGCGUCCCCGGCAUGCGGAGCUGCAAGAUGGUCCGGGUGGCCAGCGUGCUGGGGCUGGUGAUGCUCAGCAUCGCGCUGCUCAUCCUCUCCCUCAUCAGCUACGUCUCCCUCAAGAAGGACAACAUCUUCGGCGCGCCCCGCUCCGCCGGCGCGGGGGGGCCCCGCAUGUACAUGUUCCACGCGGGAUUCAGGUCCCAGUUCGCCCUGAAGUUCCUGGACCCCUCGUUCGUGCCCAUUACAAACUCCCUGACCCACGAGCUGCAGGAGAAGCCCUCCAAGUGGACGUUCAACAGGACAGCGUUCGCGCAUCAGAGGCAAGAAAUCCUUCAGCAUGUUGAUGUAAUAAAAAAUUUUUCUUUGACCAAGAACAGUGUUCGGAUUGGACAGCUGAUGCACUAUGAUUACUCCAGCCAUAAGUAUGUUUUUUCUAUUAGCAAUAACUUCAGAUCACUGCUUCCAGAUGUGUCACCGAUCCUGAAUAAGCAUUAUAACAUUUGCGCUGUGGUUGGCAAUAGUGGAAUCCUGACUGGGAGUCAGUGUGGACAAGAAAUAGACAAAUCUGAUUUUGUUUUUCGUUGCAAUUUUGCUCCAACUGAAGCUUUCCAAAGAGAUGUUGGAAGGAAAACCAAUCUUACAACCUUCAAUCCCAGCAUCCUGGAGAAGUAUUACAACAAUCUUUUGACCAUUCAGGAUCGCAACAACUUUUUUUUAAGUUUAAAAAAGCUUGAUGGGGCCAUUCUUUGGAUCCCUGCUUUUUUCUUCCACACAUCAGCAACAGUCACAAGAACACUGGUUGACUUCUUUGUUGAGCACAGAGGGCAAUUAAAAGUCCAGUUGGCUUGGCCAGGAAAUAUAAUGCAACACGUCAACAGAUACUGGAAAAACAAGCAUUUGUCACCCAAGCGGCUGAGCACAGGUAUUCUCAUGUACACCCUUGCUUCUGCGAUAUGUGAAGAGAUUCACUUGUAUGGAUUCUGGCCGUUCGGAUUUGAUCCCAACACCAGGGAAGACCUCCCCUACCAUUACUAUGAUAAGAAGGGAACGAAGUUUACGACCAAGUGGCAGGAGUCCCACCAGCUGCCUGCAGAGUUCCAGCUGCUCUACAGGAUGCACGGUGAAGGACUGGCCAAACUCACCUUGUCGCAUUGUGCCUAAGAACCGAAAUCUCCAAGUGCCAAAUCGUUGUCUAAAAAGUGCCCAAAACGGAAUUAAACAUUCUUCAGAUAGAAUUCUAAAAAACAAAAAAGCUAAAAUAUUUUCCGUAAGAUAAAGAUGCUUUUUAAUCACCCUUAUCACUGCUCAUCAGAGGGUUUAAGCAUAUUUAGCAAUGCAGAUGCAUUUAUCAGUCUGUGGAUGCUCUUCAUGCAGCAGAAAACUUGGAAUAUUUUGCAUUUAUAGAUAUGCUUCUAAAUAUGUUUUAAGAUAUUUUCAUAUUUUAGCAUUCCACUAAAUGCCUCUAAAUCUCCUAAUUUUAUUGUUCCAUUCAGAUCAGAAUUAGCAACAUUAGUUUUAAAAGAAUUCGCUUCGCUUGUAUAUGUUGCUAUGAAUAGUUCAGCAUACGUAGACUGCCAUGGGCAAUUGAAAAAGCUACUCAGAAUUCCGAUUUACCAUCUCUUCCAAGUUCUUCAGUGUGGAUCCUGAUGUCUACUGCUUGCACGUUUUCAUAUUUACUGAACUUUACAUUUUUUUGGAAUAACAUGAAGAAGGUCAAAAUAUGGCCUGUAUCAUAGAUAGGCAUUUAUAGUACUCAGAAUACUUCAGUGUUUUAAUUCAAUUUGGGCCAAAUCGUAGUCAAAAUUAGACCAACUGAAAUUUUUUUCAUUCACAUCUGUGGGAUCCUGUUUGGCCGUUUCGUUUUAAAGUUAAAAUACCAAAACGAGCAGUAUUAGAUUUUUUUUUUUUUUCUUUUUGAGGUUCUGUUCGGUGCGGCAGAGCACCCCGGCCGCCCGCCCCGUGGUCCCGGUGGUCCUCGGGCAGCCUGGCCGGUAUCCGCAGGGCGAGCGGGGCCGUGCGGGGCCGUGCCCACCCCCGGGUAACCACACACAGCGCCUCGGUCAGCGAAUACAGCUGCACCUAGCGGGAACAGCCUAACUGUGAACAGAACGAGAUCAAAGCCAAAAGCAGUAUUUUUAAAAAUCUGUUCUUAAAGGGAAGUGAGCGUAACAGGAAUGCAGGCAACAAGAAAUACAACCACUCGCUAGAUUUUCACAUUUACAUCUCUAAAACCACAUUCAGGCGACUUAAUGAGUGGCCUCAUUUUCAGGUCACAAAGAGACAUUCCCUGCAGUCAAAGGAAGACCUAGGUUUUUGAGUACCUUUGAAAAUCAGACUAUUUGCGAAGAGGACAAAUUUUAGGGUCACUUAAAGUUUGAAAAUGUGGGCCAAUAUGUCUCAGGAUAAAGGAGUCUGUAAAAUAGCUGUUUUUCUUAUUAAAGCAAUUAUACUUAAAAGUAUUUUAACAUUUUUAUAUAAUUCUGUAUUACGCUAAGCGAGACCUGACUAUACACUGAAAGAAGAUGCAAAAGUGCAUUUAAAAAUCAUACUUCAAAAUUCUGCAUUUUCAUUUUUCUAAGAUUCUUUACUUACAAGUAGCUGUAGAAAGCAAGGAAGGAGAUCCCUGGUAUGAUACAAAAUCCCGAGCAAUGUAGAGUGUCUCCCGGUGCCCGAGGGUGUCCCUGGGCCCCCACGGCUCUGCCAGCCGUUCCCGUUAGGAUUAGGCCUGAGCCAUUCCCUCCCAGCCCUGGAGCCCGUGCUUAAUGCCGCCAGUCUCACCUUGCAACAGCUCCAGAACACCCGAUUUCCAGUGCCUGUGGUGCAAGAAAUGACUGCAUCCUCCACAGGACCAGACUUAGUGUGUUCAUGGCAAUUGCAGCCGGGAGGGACUUCAUCCUGGAAAUACCAAGGAUUUUAAAGCCAUGUAGAAAAUCCCCCUUUCUUCCUAUUUUAAUUAUCUGACAUGUUCUGGCUUUUGUCUUUUAAUGGGCAUUUAGAGCUUGGACGUGCUAUGGAAGAAGCUGGCAUGCUCUCAGGUAUGGCAGAGUAUGGACCGCGCCAACCUGAUGUCGAUGAGUGGCUGCAGAUUUGCUUCUGUAGAAAAGUCAGUGCUGCUAAGUUUGCUUUCCCAGUUGCAUCAGUCUGCAUCAGCGUUUCUGCUCGCUUUGGCUUUCCUUGCUAUUGUAGUAAGCCUUUACUCAUCGCUGUUCUUCCAGCAAAGUAUGACUUCUAGCAAAUGCUGUUAUUAAGACAUGGUUAUGCAGUAAUAGUGGUGUAUUAUGCCAUACGGUGCCAUAUGAUUUAUUAUUAAUAUUGCCAUUUAUUAUUUGUGUUGUAGCAGCAUGCAAGGGCCCAGUCGGGGGUCAGAGCUCGGUCAGGCUAGACCAGCAGCGAGCAAGCGGCCAGGCUGUCCCGAGAGCUCGCCAUUGCCGUAGCCCCGGGGAAGCGCCGAGCCGCAGAGCUGUCCCCAGCGAGGUCCCCCCGCUGCAAGGGGCUACCCGAAAGGCGUAUCAGAGCCGACAGCGAGGCGCUCCUGGGACGGAGGAGGAGCAGGGGGGAAACACCAGCUGUAACAAAGUCUGUUGAGAAACCUCUCUUCAGGUGCCUGUGCGUAUGGAUUUUUAUUUUUUCCCCCCAAAAAACAGAGGAGAAAUUAUAAAGGAAAGGAAGGGUUCUGCACUAGUUACUAAUGAAGUGCAUCAAUUAAUCAUUUCCAAUAUAAUUUACUAUUGAACUGUACAGUAAAUGCGUGUUUGCUAAAGCAGGCAAAUCACUCUGCAAUUCACGGCGAUGUGGAGCUGAAAACGUGCCCAGCAGCCAGGACCCGGCUCUGCCAAGAGCCUGCUGCGGUCCUCGCUCUGGGGAAGGGCCGGCGGCGGGAGGGCAGCUAGCGAGGCGUGCUGGCUCCUGGUUAGCACCAGGUGCUUUAAUUAAGAGGCAGGUUUUCAAUUUCAUGGAGAAAGUGAACAUUUUCAAUCAGCACUUUAAAGCAAUGUGAGCAAUUACCGUCGUAUUUGCUUGAAUGUCGAGGCUGACGUGCUCUGCCGUUUUCAGCUGCCGGCGCUCCGUGGCGAGGCAUCGUGCUGGCAGAUGCUGUUUGGCUGCUGUGUCUUGUUUACAUGAUAUAACUAGCUUAAAUUUUGUAUCAUCGCAAGUAUAUAUUCAUUAGUCUAAACGAAUGCUUUUCCGUCCGCUCGUGUGCCAAGAGGCACUUUUGGGGACGGGAACAGCCCCCGGGGUGAGGUCCUGACUCCUCGCUGGGGCUCGGCAGCGCCUUCGCCCCGGCGGCACCGGCUCUGCUCCGCAGCAGCAGCACGACUGCCCGCAGGCGCACGCACCGCCGUGGGUGCCACGCGCUCAGCAUGACACCCAACCGACCUGCCACAGAAUUACGGCAGUUUUGGCAAAACCCAGAGACCAAGUUCCCCAGAGUUAAGCCAACCGGGGCGCUGCGAGGUGCCGAGACCCCCGUCCUCACGGGGAGGGCCCAGGUUCCCGCAGCAUCCAGGGCUGAAACACAAGGUGACAUGGGGUGCAAAGCUGUCCCUUGCUGCUGCAUCUGAUGGGAAAUACCCCAAUGGAGCGGUUUUGGACUGACCUGCAGUCUGCCAAAAUUGUGCCUGCUUCCCUGAGUCUUCAUGUGGAGGAAAAAAGGGAAGAACGUUCUGACGCUCCUAGAGUCCUAAAUCAAUCUUUUCUGCAUAGUGCGUAUUUUCUUUCCAUUUCAGAAUUAAACUCUUCGAGCACCUACGUUAGAAGAUAAAAAGCAAAAAUUAGAAUCUGAAACCAAAUACUUAAACUGUCCCAAGGUACUUUUUCAUAUUUUUUCUUAAUCUAUUUUCAAAAAUUUAAGUUUCUUUCCUAAUCAGGAAAAAGUUACAAAAAUUGCCCACAGCUUUUCAGAUGCAGGAUUUGUGUUAGAAGGAUCGCAAUGGAAAGGCAAGUCGCAUGCACAGAAGCUUCAUUUGACCUCCUUAAUUUAAGCAAACGCAGCAUCUCUCUGAGGCGCAUCCCACUCGUAGUGAAGCCGUGCGAUAGCGCAAGGCGAGAGAGUCCUCCAGGGUAGGACAGGAGCAGGACACGGGGACGAGACGUGACGCCGUCACCACAUGUCCGGCCCGGGGGGAUGGUGCAGCCGGGCUGCAACUUUACCGAGGGGCGAAGAGGUGCCGAGCGCUCAGUAUGGAGCACAGAAAUGAUUGCGAAUAUCCAGAAACGGGAAUACAGAAAAAUUAUUGACAACGGACCAUAUUAUAUCAUUGAUUUUUAAGCAAAACUCCCCAUUGAUUUUUCAGAACCGCAUUGAACAUUUCAGAAUCAUUGAUUUUAAUGGGGAGUUCUGCUCCAAAAUCAAUGGUGCAAUACAGCCCAAAGUAAAUUGCUUCUGAGUAUCAAUAUUUUUUGCCCGAGUUGUUGCAAUGUGGAAAAUGGUCUUUAAAAUGUGCAUCUUCUGUUUCUGCCUGCUUUCUUAGAGGCUCUUUGAAUUCUGCUUUUGUUGAGAGGCUAAAGGGAACGGGCUGGUCGUGGCAAUGGCGAUGCCCAGCAGCCGUUGCAGGUGCCUCCAGCCUCCUAGGAAGGCAAAGACCCUCCUAAUUCCUCCAGGUCAGGAUGGGGAUUUUUCCGUGAAUCCCCGUUUUCACACCAUUUUGCAUGCCGAACCGCGUACCAGGGGCCUCAUCCUAAGCUCCUCGGGAUGCAAGUGCCUUUGGCGCUGCUGGGGGCAGGUGUCGUCGCCUCCUUCGUAGGUGCCGGCAGGGAAAAGCCGGCACUGCGGGGUGCCUGGGCUCCCUGCGCCGUCGGGGCAGGGAAAUCCGACCCCGUAUCCGUGGGCACCUCCGUGGGCCCGGCUCCGCGCAGGGCGGCCCAGCCGGCACCUGCGCCCUGCGUUGCAGAGCUCCGAGGCUUGGCGACAUUCGUCCCCUGCGCCCGCUGCUCCCCCACUAGAUGUUUUGUCUCACGGGACUGAGCUUAAUGUCCUCCCCAGGCAGUGUCUGACCUGUGGCACACGUAAUUCUGAUUUUUAUAGAAAAAGAGCUCUCCCUUUCAGCGAGGACAUAGUCCGGGCUCAGGCGUGGCGGGGAGCCCUAGAAGGAGCCAGCGGUUUUGCUUGGCGUCCCUUAAAUCAGAGAUGACAGUCAAUGAAGGUCUAGAUUUUGCCGCUUGCAGUGAGCUGCUGCUGCUUUAUUUCGAGAGUCAGGGGUAGAUGUUGGUUGUGUUUCAUGGAGAGGUGAAGACCCAAAGGGUUUGGAAGAGAAAAGGAAGGCGGAAUAGAGGUCCUCCAUUAAACACGUGCGUGUGCUCCUGUCUGGUGAAUGUGGCUCCUGCUGCGGGAAGGUGCCAGAUGCAGCCCGCGACAUCCAGGACAGUAAAUCGCGUCUGUGUUUGUUAUCGUCUUGGCUAGACUCUUCCUUUUUGUUUGCUCCAAAAUCUUUCUGUCUCUGAGCAUCUAAAUGAAUUCUUGAUGGUUCAGGGAAAAUACUCACUAUUAUUACUGAAUGUCUAGACAAACAAAUAUAGCUAAAUGAAAGUAUGCGUAAUGCAGUGUAAUCAAUAUGUGUAAGUACAAAACAUUUUAGUUUACAAAAUCCAAAGGAGCCCCGGGUGCACGCGGGGAGCUGCAUGUACGGCCGCUGGCCCAGCAGCAGCCAGCUGCUCUCCGCGGGGAUCGGUGCCACCGGGACGCGCGCGUGGACUCCCGAGGAGCAGGACAGCACGGUACAGCAGCUGGGUGCAUCCAGAUGUUGCUUUUUGUGUUGGGGAUUGGGCCGUAGAGCAGAGAAACAUAAAGUAAAACAUGUACAUAUCAAUGGAAAUAGUGUGUUACUUCUUCUUCUUUUAUACACCUUUGUUUUGUAUUUUUGUUGCUUGCAUCUUUUCAGCGCACGGUAGCAGGAUGCGUAAAGAAGUCAUUUUGGCUGCCUGGUUUAACUGUUGAGCAUACCAAAAAGCAAGUGUUGUGAAAUCUAACUGACUGUGAAUGGAGGUUGCAAAAGCGAAUCUUUCAGAAGGCAGGUUUUCUGUAGAUGAAUGUGUCUUUAUUCUAAUGACUAUACAGUUCAAUGCCUGAUGGAGUUGUUUUCAAUAAAAAAUAAUAAAUAUUUGAAAAAAUAAAAAAAUCGCCGUAGCCACAAUAGAGGAUUCAUUAUUUUAAUGGCCAUACUGAAAGUAUUAUUUAUUUUUAACGGCUAACGUCCAUGAAGGGCCAGAAUACCGUCUCAGGUGAACGGCAUGCUAAGCUGCACAUGUUACGAAAUAUGUUGCAAGCAAAACUGGUGUUUAGUCUUGCUCCCACUUAAGAGGCACUGUUGGCUUCAGCGAGAUCCGGAUCGGGCCCACAGAAUUACGCAUUUUGUUCCAGAUGUGGCAGCACAUCUGCGAUCUGAAUGUGGCCUGCACAGGAUUUUGUGCAUGUAAAUAAAGUUGUCACAUUUGUGAGCGAGGAACCUGGUUCUUUUUGUAAAGGAAUACUGCAUAUUUGUUGUGACCAUAGUUUGUGGAGAAAAAUGCAAUGAUUCAUUUUGAAUCUUUCGGCAAUGUUACUGUUUGGUGUGAAUGUGCCUGCAACAUUGACUCAUGUGCCAAAACACAAUAUUGAAUGCAUUGUUUUUAAAUAAAAUGUUUUAUUGUGCAUUGAAAGUCUGAAA